UGUUGUACUUAGAGUUGAGCGACAUUGAGUUGGGAUUAAACGAUCAUCGAUAAUCAAUUCAAUGAUAACCUAGAAGCCCGGUUUUCCUGUUACUAAAAAUAAAUAAAACUUCCCGGUUCACUAAACCUCCAUUCCCCGUCACCAGUGCAGUACUCCUCCCAUCGAGAUCCAAAAUGCGAAGAUCGUUAUUCACAUCAUUGGCUCUAUCUCUGGUAACAAAGCGAGGAUUUUGUGCCAAACCAGAGAAAAUCGUAGCUUCUGUACUGUUCGAGAGAUUGCCAGUUGUUAUUCCCAAAAUCGACCCUGUGGUCUAUGCAUUUACCGAGUUCUCAUUUCGUUGGAGGCAGCAGUUUCGACGCAGAUAUCCAGAUGAGUUUUUAGACAAGUCUAAUUCUAGUGGAAAAGGUGACUAUCAAAUUGAGUAUGAACCAGCUCCCCGCAUCACGGAAGCUGACAAGACAAAUGAUAAAAAGUCAUUACAGAGGGCACUUGACAGAAAACUUUAUCUUCUUCUUUAUGGUAAAGCAUAUGGGUCUCCUAGUGACAAGCCUGUCUGGCAUUUUCCUGAAAAAGUUUAUGAAUCUGAGGAAACAUUGCGUAAGUGUGCAGAAUCUGCAUUACAGUCUGUCUUAGGUGAACUUUCUCACACAUAUUUUGCUGGCAAUGCUCCUAUGGGUCAUAUGGUCAUACAGCCAACAGAUGAUGCACAAGAGUCUAGCUACAAGCGAUUCUUUUUCAAGUCCCAGGUGACUGCAAUGGACAAAUUUAAAAUUGGAAAGUGUGAAGACUUUGUUUGGGUGACAAAGGAUGAACUACUGGGCUAUUUUCCUGAGCAAACUGAAUAUCUCAACAAGAUGAUCAUCAGCUGAUUUGGAAGACAGUGAGGUCCAAAUGCACUUUGUUUCAGAACCCGGAUGGAUUGCUUAUGAUUCUGUUUUGCAUUCAACACUUGCCAUUCACUUAGCAGAAGGAAUUUUGAUAUCCCUCAGGAAUGGUCAAUUGACUUGAUUUUUUAGCAUAGGCUGCUCAAUUCCCGUGAAUUCCCGUCCAGUGUUCCAAAUUUUGGUGUUUUUCUGGGAUUUUAAAUGCCAUCUGUUCUAAAUAAAUUAUCAAUAACCAUGUGCCCAUUACUUUAA
This is a messenger RNA of Populus trichocarpa (black cottonwood), 1136 nucleotides long. RefSeq lists its product as uncharacterized. Gene Ontology annotation, cellular component: mitochondrial large ribosomal subunit. The transcript is spliced from 7 exons. Lineage: Eukaryota; Viridiplantae; Streptophyta; Magnoliopsida; Malpighiales; Salicaceae. Gene Ontology annotation, molecular function: structural constituent of ribosome. The record is from RefSeq and is a predicted model, not a curated record. The coding region runs from base 174 to 869 and encodes 231 amino acids.